CUCAGGUGGGUAGCUUACCUUUGCGGUCAUGUGACACCUCAGUGAACUACAGCGGGGUAAAGGUGGACUGUUUUGUGCCUCACUGACUGUAAUUUGACUGCCGCCCUCAGAGUGCCCGUCAGUCAGUCGACUUUCUGUCUGUCAGUGAAGUUCACCUGGAAACUUUACUAUUCGUCCAAUAUGUCCAUCAGUCGGAAAAACUGGUCGGCUUUGUCCAGCCUAGCGCGUCAAUGGACAAUGGAAGAUGAGGAGGAAGUGGAGAGGGAGAAGAGAAGGAGGGUGAAGAGCUCAAGCGGCGACCCCGACGCUGACUUCAGUACAUCACCUGGAAGCACACCCACCAGUGACAGCACCCGUGGGGCAGACUCCACAAGUGAGACGUCCCAGGGUCUCAGCAGCGUGGAGCAGAUGCAACUGGACUUUGUGGAGAUGCUGCGUGUCCGCGAUGAGAAGCGGAGGAUGCGGCAUGUGGAGACGCUGAGACGACAGAAGGAGGUAGGGGAUGAUGGAGCGGAAGCUAACAGAGAAGAAGGAGGCGGCCUCUCAGGAGGCGCAAGGGUCGAGCUACUUGGGGACUUGGAUGAGGGGCAGGGCAGUGCACCCCCCUUGGUCAAAACCAAACCACAACCACCCCAAAAAACAGCCUCUUACAAUCCCAGCAGCAGCAGCAGCAAAACCAGCACUAACAUCACAGACAGACAACAUGAAAACGGAGAGUCAUCGGGCAGAGACCCUGAUCCCAAGCCGCCGUCCAACUCAGCUCGCAAGUUUGUCAGUUCUGUCUCCAUCUCGCUCGACAAGAGUCCCUCUGCCAGCGGGAGCACAACUCCCAUGAGCCCUUGCUCUCCAACAACCCCCAUGUCACCUCGAGGACAGUGGCCUUCGUCCUGUCAGAGUCCCUCACCUAGGGGAGCUCAAAGCCCUUUUGAGAACGGACACACACAGGAGACCAGUGUGAAUGACUCUUCUGCCUUUGAACAGUCUACCAAACCUGCCUUUGUCAGACAGAGCUCCAGGACCUUAUCUUUCAGGAUGAUGAAGAAGAAAGAGGAAGAUAGCUCACCACUGCAGAGGAGUGCAAGUGUCAGGGUGGCAUCCAAGAAGUUUGAAUCCAGCACAAGCCAAAAUGAAGAUGAAGACAAAGCAUCAUCCUUCCAGAGGAACUCUAGGCAGAGGAUUUCAUCCCGGUCCAUUCAGGAGAAGAUGCAGAGACUGGCCCAGGCUGCACAGAAAUCUGAAGUGACCAAGUCUCCAGAUGUGACCCAGAGGACCCUCUUCCUGAUGGAGGAGGUGUCCAGGAAGAGAGGCCUCUUUGAGAAGGAGCAGCAGGCAGCGAACCCAACCAGCCCUGGAGUUUCCAGACAGGAAUUCAGAACCUUCACGUCAGGAAUGUCGGACCGGAUCAACCGCUGGCUCAACAAGACCAACCAACCUGGCUCUUCACAAAGUCCCUCGGACUUGAGACAUGUGGACAUCACCAGCAAGAGGAGCCUGUUUGAGAGCAAAGGGGAGGACGGUGUUGCAAACACCAGCCCAGGAAAAGUCUACAAGUGAAGGACGUCCACUAGGAAAUCAGAAGAUGAUGAGAGGAGAAGGAGAAAACUGGAAGAUUAAUGGAUGCAAGACUGACUGAUUGUUUCUUCAUGCUUUUUAUGUUUUGUUUUGUUUUUCUUUGCUGCCAAAGUGCACAGAAGCAGCAGAUAGGAGAAAUAGAGAAAAAAGCCUACAAAAAGAGUUGUAGCUUUAGAGAACUGAAAAGGAGGAUACUGCUUCUAUUACACACUUUUACAUUGCUUCUUAAAGUAUAAAUAUACCAAAUUUCAAACAUUAAAAUAUAAGAGGAAGACGUUUAAUAUGUGAGGAAAAGAGUAAAAAGAAAUAGCAGAAAUAUUUGUUUUAAAAGUCUUCAGCUAUUUUGCUUUUGUGUAAUUUGUCAAGCACUUUAAACAAGUGAAGGUCUUAAGGUUAAUGAUAUCUAUAGAUACCUAUGUUUAUUGAAUUACAGCGGUGGAAAUUCUGGAGCUUUAAUUGUAUGUUUUUAUCUAAUCUGCCAAAAUCUCAUUUUUGUUUUGUCUGUCCUUAUGGGCAGGAUGCUGCCUGCUUAAGGAAUAAAAGGUUUUAAUACU
Thunnus maccoyii (southern bluefin tuna) is the source of this 2126-nucleotide messenger RNA. It is a transcript of the gene lad1, whose product is annotated as ladinin. The transcript is spliced from 14 exons. The record is from RefSeq and is a predicted model, not a curated record. NCBI's taxonomy places the organism in Eukaryota, Metazoa, Chordata, Actinopteri, Scombriformes, Scombridae. The coding region runs from base 181 to 1554 and encodes 457 amino acids. Gene Ontology annotation, molecular function: structural molecule activity.